AUGAUGAUGAUGAUGGACAAAUGUAUGGCUAUGCAAAAUGGUUUUCAAUUUGCAAUGGGAAGAAGUCAACAAUGUAUUUUAUUUCUUUUUCCAGGACUGAAUAUUGAUACUCGAAUUAAAUAUGCAUUAUUUAUUAUUAUUGUAUUUUGUAUGGGAAUAUUCAAUGAAAUAAUAAUAUAUAGUCGACAUCUAUUAGUACAAAGAACAAAUGUAUGGUCAUCUAUAUUUGUUCAACAAUUGUGUAUAUCGUUAUCAUAUGGAGUUCAUAUGUUAUUUGCUUAUUGUUUAAUGUUAUUAGUUAUGACAUAUGAUAUUGGUAUUUUUAUUGCUCUUAUAUUUGGUUUAAUUUUGGGACAUUUUAUUUUUGGUAUUAUUAGAAUUCGAAACCGAACUCAAAUUAAUUCUUUAACAACGGAAACAACACCAUUGAUCAACACUUCAUCUCAUGAUCAUUCAUUUUCUACUCCGUGUUGUCAAACUGAGUAA
This is a messenger RNA of Adineta steineri, 486 nucleotides long. The record is from the annotation of a GenBank genome assembly. Lineage: Eukaryota; Metazoa; Rotifera; Eurotatoria; Adinetida; Adinetidae.